CCCGGCCCUCCUCGGAAGCUCCGCCCGCCCCGCCCGCCCCGCCGGCCCCCUCGGCCCGCCGCGAUCCCAUUCACCCCUCGGACCGCACUCCUUCCCUCCGGUCCCUUUGGAGGCCUUCCUGCGGGCCUGGGCCUCCGAAGAGUGGCCUCAAUUCCCAGAGCUCAGAUGGCCACUUGGGUAAGAGACCCUCCACCUCUGCUGUCAGCUGCUUGAUGGGCACGUGCACAUGUGGCAUCCGUAUGUCCAGCCGCAAUGCCAUUACCAGUUCCUACAGCUCCACUGGAGGCAUCUCUCAGCUCUGGAAGAGGAGAGGUCCCAGCUUGUCACCCUCCUCCAGCCCCUCCUCGUGCUGCCUGCAGACAGCAGAGAGGCCGCAAAGGAAAACGAGAGGAGAGGAGCUUUCUCCUCAUUCUGGCUCCGCAGCUCCCUCCGUAGGAGACAAGCAGUCCCAGGGAGAACAGGGUACAACCACAUCUGGGAAGCAGAACUGGGAUUCUCCACCUACGCCCAGCAGCUCCCGGCUGCGCAGAGGCAGGUUUCCCCUGGUGCCCUCCAGGCGAGGGAUCCCGCUGAUCUCGCCUCCAGCUCCCGUGCUCGCUGGCCCGAUCACACGCGAAGAGUAUCACCGGGAGGAGAAAGCUCGGUUGGAGAAGUGGCUGAAGAGGAUUUUCCAGGAUGAGGCUGAAACUGCCUCGAACUCGGAGAGUGGGGACCCACCUGCCCCUCCACCUUCUCCUCCGAGUGUCACCGUGCCUGCUGCUGAGACUGCUGCUCCCGCAGCCUCCCUCCCAGCCACAGCAUCUCACAUGCUGCUGAGGCACUUGGAGCAGUUGGCAGACUUCCUGUGCCUACCAUCUUUCCCAGGGUGCGGUCCCUUCCCCUCUGGGUGCAAGAAAGAUGUGACCUCACUGGCAGUCAUGCGCCGCCGAGGUUUGCAGAUAGGCAGCAGAGCUCAGAGAGGAGCCAUUUCUGGCAGGACUUUUCCCAAACCACAGGAAAGCCAGGAUCAAGAUGCCUGGGAGCCCGACAGAAAACGCAGGCGUACAGCAUAGAUAACCACGUCGGCAGGAAGUAGCCUAUGCCCCUUGCCCCCACCCCGGACCCCUCACCCAGAGGCAGCAUGUUCCUGCAGGAGCGCCCACAGGAGCCAUCUCAUUCACUCCCCACCACAACCCCGUGCAAUGCCCCUGUUUUUCCCAAGGAAGGGAAGCUCCAAGAGGCAGAGGGAUGUCACCACGACGGAGAGACAUGUCCACCUGUCUCCAGCACCUGCCCCACUGUGCAAAGACCACCCAUCCAGGAGGCUGAGAGCUGGGAGCCAGUUCUAGGCCCCCCACUGCCUGACUGCCCGACUUGAGUACUUCCUACAUGCAGGCCAAAUCCACCCUGAGAGCAACUGCUCCCAGACCCUUCCUGCCCACCAAGCCCCUCUCCUCCUGGUGCCCACCUCCUAAAAGGGGAAAGAGGGCAUGCGAGUGGGAGGACCUGGGGUGUUGUGGUUUAAAAUCACAGCUCUGGAGUCCCCGCUGCGUGGAUGAGAGCCCGGGCUCUGCUGCUUCCUGGCCACAGACCUCGGGGCCACCCCCUCUGCUGGUCCAGCUUCAGUGUAGUGGAGGUACAAUGGGAAUAAUGUGCGCUACUGGGAAUUAAGUGAAACAACGUAUGUAACAACUUAGGGCGGCAAACCCGCAGUGAAUGGUCGCUGUCAGCAUCGUCAGAAUAAAUAUCGUCAUUAUUAUUAUUAUUAUCAUUGCACCAAAUGACAACAGAG
Messenger RNA from Manis pentadactyla (Chinese pangolin), 1771 nucleotides. Its product is annotated as nuclear envelope pore membrane protein POM 121-like. Lineage: Eukaryota; Metazoa; Chordata; Mammalia; Pholidota; Manidae. Bases 213 to 1052 code for a protein of 279 amino acids. The record is from RefSeq and is a predicted model, not a curated record. The transcript has 9 exons.